Lathyrus oleraceus (garden pea) is the source of this 708-nucleotide messenger RNA. RefSeq lists its product as uncharacterized. Bases 1 to 708 code for a protein of 235 amino acids. Gene Ontology annotation, molecular function: nucleic acid binding. NCBI's taxonomy places the organism in Eukaryota, Viridiplantae, Streptophyta, Magnoliopsida, Fabales, Fabaceae. The transcript has 3 exons. The record is from RefSeq and is a predicted model, not a curated record.
AUGGAGUCCGAACAGGGAAUGAAUAGAACAUUCAAGGUGAAUGUUAAAACUGCAGACUAUGAAUGCCUUAGCGCAACAAAUGUUGUGAAGGAAAGUGAGAUAAUCAAGGCUGAGAAACAGGGUAGUCAUACUCUGAAGAUUCUCAGAACUGAUGGUGUAGGUGAGUAUAACUCUAUAAAGUUUAAGAAGUUUGGUGAGGAUAAUGGAAUUGAGCAUGAAAUGAAUGCUCCGUAUACUCCUCAACAUAAUGAUGCUACUAGAAAGAAACUCUAUGAUAGAAGCAAGGUGAUAUUACUGAUGGGGUAUCAUAAUACAAGUGCUUAUAAGCUUUAUUGUCCAUUCAUUAAUAAGGUUGAAGUCAGUAGAGAUGUUGUUGUUAAAGAGUUAGAAUUUUGGGAUUGGAGCAAGUCUCAAUCCAACUCCAGCGCAGAGUUAACUUCUAAAGAUAUUGAUUCUGAUUCUGAAGAUGAGUCAGAGCCUGAAAAUGAUUAUGAUAGCGAGUCAGAAUCAAAAGGCAAGAUUGAUUCUAAGGAAGAAUAUGAUUCUGAUCCAGAUUCUGAUGGUGAUUCAGAUUCUGGUGAUCCAGAUUCUGACUGUGAUUCAGAUUUUGGUGGUAGUCCAUAUUCUGGGAAUAUUCCAGAUUCUGAAGGUGGUAAUGCUUUUGAAUUUGGUACUUAUGGAGUUCCAACAUCUGAUACUGUUCCAUAA